This is a messenger RNA of Phymastichus coffea, 914 nucleotides long. Its product is annotated as putative peptidyl-tRNA hydrolase PTRHD1. Bases 409 to 765 code for a protein of 118 amino acids. The transcript has 3 exons. The record is from RefSeq and is a predicted model, not a curated record. NCBI's taxonomy places the organism in Eukaryota, Metazoa, Arthropoda, Insecta, Hymenoptera, Eulophidae. Gene Ontology annotation, molecular function: peptidyl-tRNA hydrolase activity.
GCUACACUAUCAAUAAUAGCGUUAUAAAUAAUAAUCAAGCAGUGACAUAAAUUAGAAAGCAACUGUCGAUGUCAACAUAUUAACAAAUUAAGUAUCCGAAGCCAUUAAAAUAUUAUAUAACGUCAUUAAACAUUUAUAACAAAAGUAAAAAUUAUAAUUUUUUAAAAUAAGACUUUAUUGAAGGAUAAAUUUGUUUUUUUUGAAGAAGUAUUUCGGAGGAUUUUUUAAAUAUUGUACGUAAUUUUAGGCAAAUUAAUAAAUAGAGGUCAACAUUAAGCGUAAUAAGCAAGUGGUUCAAGCCCAUAAUCAACAUAACCUUACUUUUGCAUUUAUCAUUAUUGCAAUUCAUCUGACAUUAGUUUAUUUAUUUACGCACUGCGUUUGAUUUAAUAUUAUAAUAAGAUAAUUAUGGCUGGAAUAGUUCAAUAUGUUAUCGUUCGAAAAGAUCUCAUUAAAGCUUUGGAAUGGCCGGUAGGAGCUGUUAUAGCACAAGUAUGUCAUGCUUGUACUGCAGUUACUCACCUAUUCCAUGAUGAUCCUCAUAGUCAAACUUAUUUAUCUGAUUUAGAUAAUAUGCAUACAGUUGUGUUGGAAGUUCCAUCAGAAGAAAAUUUAAAAACUAUACAUACAACCUUAACUGAAAAUAAUAUUCUACAUAAGCUUUGGAUCGAGCAACCAGAAAAUAUACCAACUUGUUUAGUAAUUAAACCAUAUCCUAAAGACAGUGUACAUAAAUAUUUAAAAAAAUUGAAGUUAUUCAAAUAGUAUCAUUAUAUUUAAUUUUAAGAAAAGAAUGACAUUGAAGGUGAAUAAAAAUAAAGACUUGUGUUUUUAAUUUUUAUAAUUGUACAGUUGUAUUGUAUCAAUAUCAUAUUCAUAUUAUUUUUAUUGAAAAUAUGAAAAAUAAAAAUAGC